CUGCCGCUGGCCACGUCUCAAAACACGGCGACACCGGGCAGAGCCUCCGAGCUGCCGGACAGAGGAGAGAGAGGACUGAGCUCUAGGCACCACGACCGAAAACCCAGCUGAAGGUAAAACAUUCUGGAAGAGGGGUAAACAUUAUUUAAUCCCAUUUCUCCGGACAGGACCGUCUCUGUGCACCUUGGUGAUCCGUGUAGUUACCGUGGGACCGGGGGAGGACGUUAGCGGACAAACAUCACUACCCUCGGCGUGUUAGUCCAAGCAAAAGAGCCGUUCGGGAUUUAACGGCGUGCUGUUUGUUAAUGCUUACAUAUUCAGAAUCAACCUCUCGAAGCAGACUUUAAAUAAACCUCUCUGUUUGGUUUGACGGAGGGGGCACCAUGACACCCGUUUACUCUGGUCUACAAACCGAGGGGGAAGAAGUACUCAGAGAACCCUUUCUGUUCCUGCAGCCAAAGGAACACACAGCUCCACCGAGGGCCAAAAUAAAGAGCUCCACAUAAAGCAGCAGAAACCUCCGCGGCCAUGAUGCCCCGCUGCAGAGUGAACCUCAGCACCAUGAUCUUCCUGGUCAUCCUCCAGGGGGCGGCGGUGGUGCUGUUCUGCGGCUGGUACGUCCAGCUCAGCCCCUGCGGCUCCCCCCCCUCCAAUGGUGGCAAAGUUCAUGUCCUGCUGCUGUCCUCCUGGAGGUCAGGCUCGUCCUUCGUGGGUCAGGUGUUCAGUCAGCACCCGUCUGUCUUCUACCUCAUGGAGCCUGCGUGGCACGUGUGGACCAAACUGCAGAAGCACGGAGCGCGGGCGCUGCGCAUGGCGGUGAGGGAUCUGUUUCGGAGCGUGUUCCAGUGCGACAUGUCUGUGAUGGAGGCCUACAUGCCGGAGCAGAUCAACAUGUCCUUUUUGUUUAUGUGGAGUCACAGCAGAGCACUGUGCUCACCGCCAGCCUGUUCUCUCACGCCACGUAACCAGUUAAGCAACCAGACUCAGUGCCAACACGCAUGUGAUAUUCGCGGCCUGCAUAGGGCUGAGGAUGCCUGCAGCACUUACAGUCAUGUGGUACUAAAGGAAGUGAGAUUCUUUGAGCUGGAAUCCCUCUAUCCGUUGCUGCAGGAUCCAAACCUAGACCUCCGCAUCAUCCACCUGGUCAGAGACCCCCGGGCCGUGGUGCGGUCCAGAGAGGCAUCAGCCAACGCCUUUGUACAUGAUAACUCUGCCGUCUUGGAGCAGAGGAACGUCCCAGCAGCAGAGGUGCAGUAUCAGGCCAUGCAGGAGAUCUGCCGUAGCCAUGUCAGCAUCCAUGAGAGGGCCAUCCUGAAGCCCCCUCCGUUUCUGAAAGGUCGCUACAAAAUGGUGCGCUACGAGGACGUGGCACACAACCCUCUCGAGGAGAUAAACGCCAUGUAUGAGUUUGUAGGUCUAGAGAUGACCAAACAGCUGGAGGAGUGGAUCUUCAAGGUGACGCACGGAAAAGGCAAAGGCUCCAAGAGAGAUGCCUUUGAAAUCUCGUCAAGGAAUGCUGCUGACGUCUCACAGGCUUGGCGUACCUCGCUGCCACACAGCAAGGUCAAACGCAUCCAGGAAGUGUGUAAAAGUGCCAUGUCAUUGCUCGGGUACAGAAACGUUAACAGUGAAAAAGAACAGAAGAGACUUGACAUAGAUCUACUUGUGCCUCGGGAACCGUAUCAGUUCAGCUGGUUGCCAGCUAAGACAGAGCAUCCCAGUAAUGCUUAAAAUACAUUCUGUUUCUUGAAUGGCAAAGAUAUCAAGAGGCUACACGGGACUGAAGUCCAUGUUCUUCAUAGUUUUUAAUAUGUGCUACAACUGAAGGAACACUGGCCUGAUUGGAAUGAUGGGAUUUAAAUGUGAAAUGACAGCACAGCAUAAUGAAUGACAGUACACUUUGUACAUUUAAGACUGAUGAAGGGCUAUAAAAUACAUUCAGAACCAAACUGGAAGACGCAUUGACCAAGACCCUGUUUCCAGCUGGCGUCAACAUGCAUCUUGGCCAAUCAGAGUGCACAGCUUUAGAAUUAUAAGCAAAACCAAGACGCUGUAUGAUCCCAUAAUCAAAACACUUGCCAGGGUGGUCUGGGAUUUGACCACAUAUAUUUGUAUAGCGUAUCAAAAUGUGUCCUGAUGCAUGUCAACAAGAUAAAAACAGGAAAAUUAGUCAUUAGAACCCCUUCCCUUGUUUUCUUCCUCCUUUCCUCCAGUUGGUUAUAAAAUAUAAUAGAAUAACAACAUGAAGCCUUCAUUCUGAACCCAACUCUUUCUAACAGCAGCGCAUUACAGCUUAUCUUCUCCCAUGUUCAUCCUUUCACAAUAAAAGCCCCUAGAUGUAUGCCCAAUGCUUACAAAGGGAAUUUAAAUUUAAUCAGAGCAGUAUAUACGUGGUGAACAGAGCCAGUGUACGAUAUAUAGUCAAACACAAAUAGGGAAUUGUGUUUCUUGGCCCCACAUGAAAAUAAUUCUGUUGUAAACAAGGACAGAUUACUACAUGGACAAACUAUUUUCUUAAAGCCACUACGUUUUUUUCCCACUUUGGUUCAGAGCCAGGGUUUUCCACAGUGUUGGUGAUAGUCGGAGCAUAUUGAGCAGUGCAGGGUCCCUGCCAGUCCUGCUGCUGCCCUCACUCAGUGUACCAGAGAGCUGAUGUUUAUUCACUGCAUUUGAAUGCCCAUUGUUUGGAGCUGGGCCCCAUGCCAGUUUCCCCCUGAGGGCCUGGUCACUGAUGACGCUCCCACAGAGGAGGAGAGACAAGAAUUUUGCUAGGGUUUUUGAUGUGCAGCUGAUGGUGUUCGGGGGGCAGGAAGUAACCUAACAUUAUUUGCUAGAGAGGUGCGGAGGUCUGAUAGUAGCGCGACGAAGUGAACUUGAAUCAGAGAAGAGAAGCCAGUCACUGAGCGCUCUGUUGGAGACUGGAUGAACCUCCAUCCUAUUACACUUCAGGGUAGAUACUGUUAAAAGAUAAAAACAUUUACUUGUGACUAUGAGUAGUAAUUCAUGACGGGGUACAAUGUUUCAUUGUUAUGAAGUUGUAUAAAAGUGUUAACUAGCUAACUCUUAAUCUGCUUCCUGGAAUACCCCAGUUAUAUUUGUCUAAAGGAUUGGUUCUCUUUCCUUGGUUGAUUAAUCAUUACUCUGACACAGUCAAUGGCUAGUUUUCACUGACAGGGUGAUCACCGCCACUAAGCAGUCAGUGUUCUUUUUUCUCAGUUAGUGUUUACUUCCUGUCUGUCUUCUUCGGGUGAUUUCUCUGAGGUCUUUUCUUUACUGGAGACAGUUUAGCCAUCUCCACAAAUAUAAAAGGAAUGUUCAAAAAGUAUUCCACUGAGUUUUCUGACGGAGAAAACUAAUUUCUGUUGUCCACAGCUGAUAUUAGAUUGAGCAGACUUUGACUUGAUUCUCCUUAGCAGCACUGUUCUCCUUAGCAACGGUCUGUUUUCGUUAGCGACAGUCUGUUCUCCUUAGCAGCGGUCUGUUAGUACAAAUUAGCAGACCUCUGGAAUUUCCAAAUGAACCAAUCAUAAUCAAGUUUUAAUCCAAGCUUCUUAAUAAAGAUGAUAAAUCAUGUUGAUUUAAAUCUUACAAGCCGAAUUAACUCAUUUUAGUAGUACCCAUUUAUUUUAUAAAGUGCUUUCUGAUAAGAGGUAUAAUUCUUUUCUUCCCAUUAGUUUCGUUUAAACCUAAAAUUGAGCAUUGUUUAAUGUCUUUAUGAUUUUAAUGUGCAGCAGGCUGUGGAAAUAGUUUUUGAUAGAAACAGCCAGAGAGUUUAAACGUCUCUCAGCUCAGUGUGGUAGUUUACUGCUCAGUAACGCAACAGCCUUGUUUCCACCAGCUGUUUAAAAAAAAUCACAGAUGGAGCCACAGAGCGGCUUACAUGAAGAAAGAGGAACUCAGAGGCAUGAAUUAUAAUGUGACUAAGAAUUUCUCAAGGGAGGAGAAUCAAGCAUUCUUCAUUAAAAGCAGCUCAUCACAAAAUGCUAGAAUGUCCUGAGCAUUGGUGUCACAUUGUGAAGUUGUUGUUUGGCUUCAGCAGACGCAUUUUAGUGAAAGCUGUACAAGCCCUUUGUGUCAGUUUGACACGGUUUAAUCGCCUACUGGAGAUAUGUACCUGCUUACGGUGAAUAGUAGAUUAACAUUCAACACAUACAGUUAGGGGACUGUGUUGAAAGAGUUAACAUGUCUGAAGAUGAGAGUCUGCCUGCCUGUGUGGAACAUGUGGAACAGUGCGUCUGAGUACAUUGUGUUCUCUCAGUGUCUGCACAAAUGCUGGUAUGUAUGUAUUUCCCAGUGGACAGACUGUUAAAUACUGUGUGCGUUUGUGAGGUAACCAAACCUUUGCAUUAAUAAUUCUGUUUAAAAUUAAGUGUGCAACCGCACUGGUAUCGGUGUUAAGAUGAAUUAUAGGGAGUUGUUUUCCUUUUGCUUCUGUAACAAUCACACACGAAGAGUGAGAAUAUCAUAAUACGUUUCUAAACUGUGAUGCUUCAACCAAAAAGUGAUCAGCAGUCAUGUGUAGAUAAUCUGAUGAUGUUUAAUGACCUGACCCGGGUAAGUUAUUAUUAACAUAAUGUGUUUUUUUAAUGUAAAAUUAAUCAAAUGUUUGGGAAAAUGUUGCCACUGAUUUCAUAAAGUGCCUGCACAUUGAACAUGUGUUGAUGUGUAUUGUGAAACAUAUGAGACUGUUAUGUUCAACCACACGUCUCCCUUUCUAUGCUCCAAUUUGUAUGAAGAGUCAGGUGACUAUGUCGGGUGCCUUUCAGAGCUGCCAGUUUGUUCAUGUAUUUAUAUGAAGGUGACUUAUGAAGCGGAAACUAUACGGUACAAAUGACUGCAAUAAGUAUUACUUGUCACUUUUUGGUCACAGUAUAUUCUGUUGCCUUUUAACUGAAAUCUGGUCUGUAAAAAGAUCACCAGAAUUUCUCAGAAGUAAAUUAGUCACGUUUGGGCGCCAUCUGUUGGUGGAUUCUACUACUGUAUAAAAUAGAAAUGACACAUCACCCUAUAUUCAUUAAUGAUUUAAAAGAUUUACUAACUGAGGAAGGACCCUGUACGAAAAGCUUUGAAACCCCAAAGUGAUCCCUUUAGAUAGAAACACUUUUCGGAAUGACUCACUUCACAUAAAUCAACUUCUCCGAACAAUAAUCUAAUAUUACACAUUCUAAUACCAGUAUCUAUCAACAGAAUUGCCAUAUGUUAUUAUGUUGUUUCAUAUACUUUCACAAAACACAAGACCAACAGAAAACAAGCAAUGAAAUUCAGAUCAAAUGUUUAAACAAUUUUAACGCACGCAGCAUAUAACAUCACAUAUUAGAUUUAUAGGAAGACAGGGAGCUAAAAUAGGCACGUAAUAAAUAUUUUGAUAAUACUUAAUUCACUCAGUAAAAGCAAACAAGACAUAAGAGAAAAUUAAUGAUUACAUUAAAAGACGAAAUACUAUAAAAUAAAUAAAACUAAGAAAAGCAGGUUAAGUCAGAUCCAGCUAUUUAACCCAGUUGGAUUUGAGGGAUUGUUUUGGUCAGGCGUUUUUUUUUGUCAAUGAACCAGGAGCUGGUGGGAUGGAACAGUUCACCUUCAACCUCAUCCAUUCAGCUGCAGGCUGGCCUGCUUGGAUCUUUUUUCUUACAGAUUCUCAUAUCCCAUAAAGGUAACAAUUUAGUCUCUGAAAGUUAUUUUUGUAUAAAGUGACGUUUGCCAAACUGAAAGAUAAGCAAAUAAUGUUGGUUAUUUGGAGCUGUUUUUGAGCAUGUAUUUCAGAAUUUAUUGGAAAGUGUAUCCAUAUAAAAUUAGCAAAAACAACAAUCCAUAAAUUAUCAUUAACAUUUAUGUUGUCAAUAUACAUACGCAGUUUUUAUGUUCAGGUUCAGUGUGACUGCAGCUCCUGUAGGUGCAAUCGGAGUAGCAGAGAAAGGAUGCAGCAACAAAGGUGUCAGAUUAAAACAGGAAGAGGUUAUUUUUGCCUUCAAAGUAAAAGUUUGGACAGGUCAAUGAAGCAGCAUGAAGAUUUAAUAAGAUUACUAUUACAUUUUUAAAUCAUGGCGAUAGCAGUACUAAAAUGUUAGAAUAUAUUUCAAAAUAAAGAUCCAUAUAUUAUAGGUAGAUGUACUGUACUGACUGAAUUGUCUUUUGUUUUUAAUUAGGCUACUUUUAUAAUGUAGGCUAUUCUUUAUUCUACUUUAAAUAUAUGUUUUUCAUGCAGCAAAAAUACUGUGUUUGCUUAAACCAAAAAAUGAUUUGUAAUUUAUACUAUUGUUAUUACGACUCAAUUUCUAUCCUAAAUAUCCUGGUACCUUCUUUUCUAAGGUUAUGUUGUGAUGUUGUCUUACAUAAUACACUUAAGUAAAAAACAUCUUAUUGAUUUUUAUUGUCAUUUGUAUUUAUUCGAAUUGUAUUUGAUAUUGAUGUAAUACAAAGAUGAUGUAAAGUAAGCAGGUUUCAUUACGUUAAUUUUGUGAUACUUACAUCAGGUUAAUGAACACAACAUAUUUUAUGCAGCUUACUGUUUUGUUUGAGUAUUAUAACAAAAACAUUUGUUUUAGAAUUGGUUUUAUAUGAUCAAUAAUGCAGUAUAAGGAACACUUUUGUUGUAAUUUAUUUUUGUUAUAAAAAGAACAAAAAUAAAGUAGAAAGUCACCUGUAACAUG
Eleginops maclovinus (Patagonian blennie) is the source of this 6647-nucleotide messenger RNA. It is a transcript of the gene chst6, whose product is annotated as carbohydrate sulfotransferase 6. The transcript is spliced from 2 exons. Gene Ontology annotation, molecular function: N-acetylglucosamine 6-O-sulfotransferase activity. Bases 529 to 1731 code for a protein of 400 amino acids. The record is from RefSeq and is a predicted model, not a curated record. Gene Ontology annotation, biological process: sulfur compound metabolic process; carbohydrate metabolic process; N-acetylglucosamine metabolic process. NCBI's taxonomy places the organism in Eukaryota, Metazoa, Chordata, Actinopteri, Perciformes, Eleginopidae. Gene Ontology annotation, cellular component: trans-Golgi network; Golgi membrane.